Messenger RNA from Brugia malayi, 975 nucleotides. RefSeq lists its product as uncharacterized. Bases 1 to 975 code for a protein of 324 amino acids. The record is from RefSeq and is a predicted model, not a curated record. The transcript has 7 exons. NCBI's taxonomy places the organism in Eukaryota, Metazoa, Nematoda, Chromadorea, Rhabditida, Onchocercidae.
AUGUCAACGCCUGCAUCCAUUAAAGCGAUGGAGAUUGCACGAGAAAAGGCUGCACGACGUCAUAGGCAAGGCGAUACAUCUGGACUGGCACCACUUACGCAACCGUGGUCACCCCGAUCUUACUACUAUGGAGUUUAUCGCGGAAAGAAUAUCGAUUUUACCACGGAUAAAGCAGGUGGCCGACAGUAUACUAGUUUUGAGGGUGGAAGGAAAGAAAUAGAGCCACGUUCACCGCCAAAACCGCUUACUCCACCUCCUGUUGAAGAUGUCCCAAUCGAUGUGGAUACCGAUGAUUACAAAGUAGAUGCCGAUGAAGUCAUUUGUUUUAGCGGUCGUCAACAUUUCCUCUCAAAUUUAUUUCCCGUUGCGCUAACUGUGGAUGGACAUGAGUAUCCGAGCGUGGAACAUUAUUAUCAAGCUUGUAAAUUGUAUACAUUAGGUGGUGCACGUUUUGCUGCACAACUUCGUAAUAUAUCUAAUGCUGGUUUGAUUAAAGUUCACACAAAAAAAUUGUUGCGUUCAGCGAACGUUUCAAUAGAGAAGGUGGAAGAAUGGAAGCGUACUCAGGGUCCAGUGCUGCUACAUCAUGCAAUAGUACACAAAUUUGUACAAAAUCCUCAACUUCGCACGAAACUUCUGGAAACAGGUAAUGCAUUGCUUGCACAUACGUACGAACGGGAUAAUAUCUUUGCUACGGGUUGCGACAAGGAGAAGAUGUUAGAAUGGGCGAAAAAUCAUAAUGGACAAAUAAUUAAGAUUCCGACCAAAAUAGAUAAUGGAACAUUGGUGUACAUUCCACUAGUAGGAGAAGGCAAAAAUGUUCUUGGUUUUAUCAACAUGAAGGUUCGUCAACAGCUCCUACAGUUUAAAGCAACACAAGCAACACAACCACCUUUAACAGAUCCGAUCAUGAUGGUGGCCAUGCAAACACUGAAACUGGAUAGUCCAACAAAAGCGGAGAGUAUGACAAACUGA